AUGCUCUUGCCUCGGAGGAAGGCGGAGGAGGGAGGGAGGGCAGGAGGAGGAGGAGGAGGAGGAGGAGGAGGAGGAGAGAAGAACGGCACCACCAAGAGCCCUUACAGGCUGUUGAGUACUGACGAAGACGGCUUCACCGAUGAUUCUGAGAUCGAUGUUGAGAGCGCAGCAAGCGGAUCGCGAAACAGAGGAAGAGGUGGGAGGAAGGACGAGUACGUAGAUGAUCUCAACGACGAGGACGAGUGGGACGAGCAGAGUGAAGGGUCUCAGCGCUAUCAGAGCCAGGACGGGCAGUCAUAUGACAGCUUGGAGGACAGCCAAGGAAGCCAGGACGAGAUUGACGCUGAAAGGUACGAGGAGGAUGAGCAAUCGAGCGAGAGCCGAAGCAGAGGCGACGAGGAGUACGACGACGAGAACGGGUACAGCCUGAGCGAGGAUGGAGAGCUGGUGUCGGAGAGGAGCGAGUCGCAGGGGAGCGAAGGGAGAGAGAUGCAGAGCGGAAGCUGGAGCGAGGCCUCGAUGCGAGAGGACGAGGAGGUGGAGGAUGAUGACUACGAUGAGUUCAUCGUCUUGAAUCAGUACCUGGCUGUCCUCAGGAAGAAGGAGUUGCUACCCCAGAUCCUCACGCUGCACGAAGCCAUAGAAGCCUUUCACAAGCAUGCUGUCUUCCACGAGAAUGCAAGCAAAGUUGAAAAAACGCUGAACGUGCAGGAGUUUCAGACUUUGAUCCAGUCCGUGCUGGCGGAGAAGGUCUGGGCCAGCACCUCCACGAAAAUCUCUGAAGCAGACAGUCGUUCAGACAUUGGGGACAAGGAAGAGGAGGAGGAGGAGGAGGAGGAGGAGGAGGAGGAGGAGGAGGAGGGGAGAGCUCAAAGAGUUACACAAACCCGCAACGCUUUCAAGAACAUCAUCGAACAUGUUGAGAACGGGCGACUGAGCACCCUCAAGGAGGCGGAGGAAGGAGAUGUCAACUCUUCCAACGAUGCUGCAAGCACUGAGAACGCGAGGGAGCGGAGGGCUGAGACCUUGAGGAGGGAGCAGGGGGACGGGAGCAGGCAGGUGGGAGGCAGGCAGGAGGAGGAGGAGAGGAGAGAAGAUCGCAACGAGUUCAUGAAUGCAUGGAAGGAAAGUUUUGACAUCACCAGGAGCCAGCCAAGGAAGGUCAACAUCGACAACUUCCAGCAGGAGAGGAGAAGCACGGGGGACAGCCAGGAAAACAGAAGGUCAGGAUACUCUAGAGUCUCCAACCAGUCCCAGCAGUCCCUGCUGGACGGUGAGUCGCCCCUGAGCUCAAGAGAGUCGAAGGAGGCGCCGAGGACGACUGGCCGAGUUGGCCAGCUGCUGGGAAAGUUCGAGGGGGGCAGGAAUGCCGUCCAGCCGAGCGCCAUUGGGGAGGCAUCGCCAUUGGGGGGGAGGGGGAGGGAGAUGCCGAGCGUGAGGGUGCAGGAGGAGAAGGGAGUGUACCUGCGGCAGGCAGAGGCGGAGCAGGAGAGGGGACUGCAGGAGAAGUGCGUCAAGCUGGAGCUGAGAAAUCAAGAGCUGAAGGAUCUGGUGUCGAGGAUGAUCGCUGAGCGGCAGAAGGAGAUGGAGACGAAGAGGUCGGAAGACGUCGACGCUAAGAUCGAAAGCCUUGAGCAGGAGGUUCUGCGAUGGAAGGUGGCGGCGCAGGAUGAGCUUGCGGAACAGAAAGGAGGAGCAAAGGAAAGAGACUGGGAGUUGUGA
Molecule: messenger RNA, 1722 nt
Organism: Guillardia theta CCMP2712
Lineage: Eukaryota; Cryptophyceae; Pyrenomonadales; Geminigeraceae
Exons: 6
Coding region: 1-1722 (573 amino acids)
Source: RefSeq, a predicted model, not a curated record